AUGUUUGAAGAUAAAGUUUCACUUCUACGUUAUGCUUUGCAAAGGGCUUUUCAGGCAGCACCUAACCGGCUUAUGACUAAAAAUACCUACCUGGCUUUAUUGGGCGCCUCGUUAAAUGCAUCCACAAUAGAUGAGGGACUAAACUUAUAUGACUCACAACAUCGCUUUGAGCACUCACAACUUCUGUUGGUUCUUUUGAGUUCACUUCCACAUGCGCCAAAGACUUUUCAGUGUCGCGUAUUACAGGAUCUUCUGAUUUUGGCUUGCAGUCAUGUUGUUUUCCAUUUAUACCCUUGUCCCUGGGGAGCAUCCAUCGAAUCCAUUCAUGACUCUCUUGCUGAGGCAUUGGUUAAUUUGACAGAGGAGUGUGAAAAAUUAUGGUCAAAAGUGUAUGUUGUCUGGCCUAAAAGCAGAACUAGAAGCAUUAAGACGAAGGCACUCUGAUGUACUGUAGUUGAUGGGUGAAAGAGAUGAGAGGUAAAAUUACCUUUUCAAUGUUUUGAUGUUUUUGAUGGAAAAAAAUAGUGUUAAUGCUCUUCAUAGAAAAGUAUGUUGGUAUUUUAGGAAAUUUGGCUAAUAAUUUAGUUAAUUAUAUAAAAAAUGUUGAAAUGCUACAUUUUUCUACUAUUGGAAUGAUUAUUUGUAUUACAUUAACUUUUGUGCAAUGUAUUGUAUUUUUUGUAUAUGAUAUUUUAUUCU
Messenger RNA from Lactuca saligna, 699 nucleotides. Lineage: Eukaryota; Viridiplantae; Streptophyta; Magnoliopsida; Asterales; Asteraceae. The record is from the annotation of a GenBank genome assembly.